ACUACUACUACUGCAUAACAUUGACUAAAGGGACAGAGGUUAUGUCCUCAAAAUUUUAGUUUUGAAGUGCGUUGUUACUUUGCAUCGUCUUGCUCGUUAUGGUAUUGGUUGAGGAAGGGUAAAUUAAUUGGUCAAGUAGGUCUUUGGCCUAUGAUAACAAGUCUGCUGGUCAUGAGUCGAGGAUGUUCCCUCAAGUAGAUUAGCCCAGGUUGCAGAACUUUAUGAGCCAUUCAAAAUGCUUAAAAGGUGUCUUUCUGGGAAUCGGAUACUUCAAAAAGUAUCCAGUGAAUCUGGUUUGCCAAGAUUGAAAGGUCAAAUAUCUACCUCUCAGGUGAAGAAUGCAUAUACAACACCUCUAGCCACAAGUGUUAGAUCUGUGUUUUCACUUCCCAGCCAAGCUCAGGUGGUAAUUUGUGGUGCUGGUGUUGUUGGGAACAGCAUAGCCUACCAUUUAACACGUGAUGGGUGGACUGAUGUCGUAGUUUUGGACCAACAUGAGAUAGGUUCAGGUACUUCACAUAAUGGUUCUGGUGUCCUUGGGUUAUUCAAGCCAUCAUCGGAAAGACAUUUUGUCACCUACUCUGUUAAUCUUAUAAAGACUUUGCAAGAACAGGGUUACAAUUUAGAUUUUAAACAGUGUGGUAGCCUGAACUUGGCUAGAACAAGAGACAGAACUAUUGCACUGAAGAGAAGACUUGCUUAUACAAAACCUUCUGGUUUAGAGUGUGAGUGGUUAGAUCGUCAUGAAAUUAAAAGGCUCCAUCCCAACUUAUAUACCGAUGACUUGGAAGGUGGUGUAUGGGUCCCCGAUGACGCUGUUGCUGAUCCAUAUGCAGUCUGUUACACUCUUGCCUCUCUUGCUCAGAGACAAGGAGCAAAAUAUUUUGAAGGUUGCACUGUAAAAAGGAUUAUUACAGAUGAAGUACCUCACUCACAGAUAGUACCUCGUGUUACUGAAAUCCUGACUUCAGAGGGCCCAAUUAAGUGUGAAUACUUUGUAAAUGCAUCUGGAAUGCCCUGUCAUGGAAGCAUUAGAUGGUCUCCCUGUUGUUCGUGACUAUGAUUCGCAUAUGUUCUGCUUAACAAGAAAUCAGGAAUUCGUUAUUGGGGGUUUUGAACGUCAUGCAAAACCAGCCUUUGAUUAUGGAAUCCCUCACAACUGGAGAGAAACACUCAAAGGAGAUUAUGAUCAGUUUGGACCUAUUCGUGGAGCAGCUGAACACAGGUUACCUCUUUUAAAAGAGGUUGAAUAUCAACCUUUAGUUAAUGCACCUGACAACUUUACUCCAGAUGGAAAAUGGAUUCUUGGAGAAACUCCAGAGAUUGAUAACUAUUUUGUGGCUGUUGGAAUGAAUGGCAAUAGUCUACAAGGUGCUGGUGGUGCUGGCCAAGCAAUUGCAGAAUGGAUUAUGUAUGGCAGUCCAGCCAAGGAAAUGCUGGCAUUUGAUGUAAGGCGCUUUAUAGAUCUUCAUAACAAUAGACGAUACUUGAAGGAAAGAGUUCGUGAAGUAGUAGGCAGGCACUAUGAAAUCCUCUUCCCUGGUCAGUGUGAAUACCGACUUGCAAGAAAACUUAGGUGCUCACCAAUUUACAGUGAACAAGAAUCUCAAGGUGCUGUCUUUGGAACACGUAUGGGAUUUGAGCGACCUUUGUACUUCGAUGUCACCCACAAACGUGGUGAUCCACCAUCACAAAUGCCAGAGGGCUCAUUUAGGAAACACUUUUUUGACUGUGUUCGAGAAGAAUAUCAAGCUUGUCGAGAAAAUGUUGGAGUCAUAGAUCUCUCGUCCUUCACCAAAAUUGAAGUGAAAUCUCUCGGCUUUGACAAAAACAGGCAGUUUGAUGCUGAAGAAAUGAAGUCUGCUGGCAAUCAGGUGGUGGAAUACAUGCAAAAGCUAUGCAGUAAUGACGUCAAUACACCUGUAGGUGGUGUGAUACACUCAGGAAUGCAAAAUGAGCGAGGUGGAUAUGAAAAUGAUUGCCUUCUUAUACGACGAACAGAUAACAGUUAUUUAAUGCUGGCCCCAACAACUCAACAGACUCGCAUUAUGGACUGGAUGAGAAGGCAGAUAACAGCGGAUGCUUGUGUAUCUGUAUCUGACGUCACGUCUAUGUAUACGGUACUUAGUGUUGUAGGACCUAAGUCGAGAGAAAUGUUAUCCCUAAUGUGCAAUCAAAAUCUCAGCUUCCAUGGCCAUAUGGCUAAGGAAAUUAAUAUAGCUUAUGCAUCUGGUGUCUUAGUAUUGUCUUUCACACACAUGGGUGAGCCAGGUUACACCCUUAUUAUACCUGCCGAGUAUACUCUUCACAUCUACAACCAGCUUAUGAAAAUUGGUCAUGAUUAUGGGAUACGAAACGUUGGCAUGAUGACAAUGCGAUCAUUACGAGUUGAAAAAUUUAUUCCAUUUUGGGCUGAGGAGCUUGAUUCUUCUGUAACACCUUAUGAAGUUGGACGGGGAUACAAGGUCAAAUUAAAUAAAGAAUACUUUAUUGGAAAAUUUGCUCUCAUGCGUCAGGCCAAUCAGGGCAUGACAAGGCGUUUGGUUCAUUUCACAUUAGAUGAUAGUUUUGACCCAGAUGAAGAUAUAUGGCCGUGGGGAGGAGAACCUAUUUAUAGGAAUGGCAUAUAUGUAGGCAAUACCACUUCGUCAGCAUUUGGAUUUACCCUGAAUAAAAUGGUGUGCCUUGGAUGGGUCAAGCAUCAUGAUGGCAAAGCUGUAGCUCCAGAGUACAUUUUGGGCAAGUCUCGAUUUGAAAUAGAUAUUGCAGGUCGGAGAUAUCCUGCUAAUGCCUCUCUUCAGCCUCCAAAGAUGCAUGUAGUGAGGAUGGAUGGCUUUGCAUCAUAUAGACCUAAACUAAGAGGAAUUGUUGCAUAGUAGAUGUACAUAUACCAAACAACUGGCUUGAUAGUGUUUAUACUGAUAUUAUUUAAUAGAGUAUUUAUUGAUGUAAAAAGUAAAUUAUUUUAUUUGAAACUUUUGCUAAUGAUAAGUGAUGAUCACCAACAUUAGUUACAGCUGUGCAUACAGUACCAUAACCACAUCAAGUAUUGUAUAAAGUCCUGUAAAAAAAAUCAACUCAUGUGUAAAUGCAUUCUUCAGAAUGUGUUAACUUUUAACAUUUUGAUAUGGAGUGCAUUGUUGAAAUUUUGAGCAUUGUCAGUGUGUCGCCAAAGAAUUUAAUGAGAUAUUCAUUAUA
This is a messenger RNA of Macrobrachium nipponense, 3198 nucleotides long. RefSeq names its product pyruvate dehydrogenase phosphatase regulatory subunit, mitochondrial-like. The record is from RefSeq and is a predicted model, not a curated record. Gene Ontology annotation, cellular component: cytoplasm; mitochondrial matrix; mitochondrion. NCBI's taxonomy places the organism in Eukaryota, Metazoa, Arthropoda, Malacostraca, Decapoda, Palaemonidae. Gene Ontology annotation, molecular function: protein binding; oxidoreductase activity.